Molecule: messenger RNA, 1452 nt
Organism: Cyclopterus lumpus (lumpfish)
Lineage: Eukaryota; Metazoa; Chordata; Actinopteri; Perciformes; Cyclopteridae
Gene: kbtbd13
Product: kelch repeat and BTB (POZ) domain containing 13
Exons: 1
Coding region: 1-1452 (483 amino acids)
Molecular function (GO): protein binding
Source: RefSeq, a predicted model, not a curated record
AUGAAGAUCAAAAGCACGGAGGUGAUGGAGUCCAACAGCUACAGCCUGAGGGUCAGCAUCGACGACAGCUCUUUUAUUGUGGAGAAAGCCAUUCUGUCUGAGAACUGCGAGUACUUCAGAGCAUUGUUCCAGUCAGGAAUGAGAGAGUGCCGACAGGAAGAGAUCCACCUGCAGUGUGUGGGGGUCCUGGGCUUUCUGGUCAUGCUGCAGGUCCUGGGCGGGGAGCGGCCCGUGCUGAGCAGUGACCAGAUCGUGGAAGCCAUUGAGUGUACGGCUUUUCUGCAGGUGCCGGCUCUCACCAAGCACCUGAUCUAUAUCGUCAAUUCUGAAAACUGCCUGCUCAUGUACCACACGGCUGCUACAUACGGUGUGUGGGAGCUCUCCCACAGUUCAGCCUUAUUCAUCAGAGAUAUGUACAGUGAUCUGAAGGAGGAUGUUCACACCUUACCCACCAAGCUGGUAGAGUACAUCGAGUCCCUUCGCCCGAGUAGCUACAUGGCAGUAUGCAGCCACUCGCCCUCCACCGAGCGGCUGCCGGACCUCCAGAGGACCGUCUGCUACCUGGACGAAGACAACAGCGAGUGGAAGGUCCUGACUCAUCUACCUGUGAGCACGAGCACCACUAUGGCAGGCGUGGUCGUCCUGGACAACAAACUGUACAUCAUCGGAGGAGUGCAUGAUGUAAGCAAGAAGGUAGUGGAGAAUGGUUACUGUUACAACCCUGCAGCAAACACAUGGUCCACCAUCUGUGGUUCCCAGCAGCUACGCUACAACUUCACUCUGAUAGGUCAUGAUGGCUUCCUCUACGCUAUAGGAGGUGAGUUCAACAUGAAGGCCCUGUCGUCUGUGGAAAGAUACAGCGUGUCGAAAGGAAGCUGGGGGUUUGUCUCCUCCCUCCCCUGUCCUGCAGCCUUGGUGGUGUCUACUAUAGCCAUGAACAGGAUCUUUAUCUGUCUCUGGAGAGGUCAGGGGGCCUCAGAUAUACACGAGUAUGUGUCUGAACGGGAUCAGUGGCUUCUGGUCACCACGCUCAUCCGUGAGCACAGUUAUGGUCUUUAUAUGGUGGCCCAUAAAGAUAAUCUGUAUGUGAUGCGCAAUGGACCCUGUGAUGACUUCUUACUGUGUGUGAUGGACUGCUACAACCUGAGCUCGGGCCAGUGGACGGCCAUGUCGGGCCAGUACGGGAACAGCAAAGGCUCUCUGCUCACUGCUGUGGUCAGAGGAGACUCUGUUUUCACACUCAGCCGGCAGGUGACCACAGAGUAUACUGUAGAAGAUGACAAAUGGAGAGUGAGGCGAGAGAUGAAAGGUUUUGGCAGGAUUGGAUCCAUAUAUACAUUUCUGAUGAGGCUGCCUACAGCCCCCGUCUCCACCAUGGGAAACUCGGUGGAUCAGGUCCAGAACGUCAGAGACUUCCUCAGAUUCUCCCCACAACGCUCUGGUAAGCUGUAA